Molecule: messenger RNA, 2828 nt
Organism: Alosa alosa (allis shad)
Lineage: Eukaryota; Metazoa; Chordata; Actinopteri; Clupeiformes; Clupeidae
Product: fibroblast growth factor receptor 1-A-like
Exons: 8
Coding region: 290-1345 (351 amino acids)
Cellular component (GO): plasma membrane
Molecular function (GO): fibroblast growth factor binding; fibroblast growth factor receptor activity
Source: RefSeq, a predicted model, not a curated record
GCGUUGAGGGCUACAGACUCAGAGAAUCUAAUUUGCUUCUUUAACAUUUUUUGGGAGACAGAGGGUCCACGCUCCAUCUCACUCCACAACAGGUGACCAGUGGGAGUUACGCCUUAACACCGAUCUAUGACAGUAUCAUCAUUAACACCUGGAACCUAUGUUUUAAGUGGAUUUAUGAACUCACAGAUUGGUUACAAAAUUGGACAGAUUGAAAAAAGGACUUGAGGGGAACUGCUGAACUUCUAUCUCAGGAGCGUUCCCCAGCUGUGAAGCCCACGGCAGGAUAAGGAUGACGGGGAGCAUGCCACCACCACUGCUGCUGCUGCUGCUCUGGACUCUGACGGCUCUUUGGACUCUGUCAGAGGCGAUGUCCCCACAGUGGACUCAACCGAGGAUGAAGAAACUUCAUGUCAUCCCUGCGGGCAACACGGUCAAGUUUCGCUGCCAGGCCAGUGGCAAUCCCACCCCAACGAUGAAGUGGUUUAAGAAUGGCAAGGAGUUUAAAAUGGACCAGCGCAUGGGAGGAUUUAAGGUGCGAGAGCACAUGUGGACCAUCCUCAUGGAGUAUGUAGUGCCCUCAGACAAGGGGAACUACACUUGUGUGGUGGAGAACCAGUAUGGCAGCAUCAACCAUACUUACCAGCUGGAUGUCAUACCACGCUGUCCUCACAGGCCCAUCCUACAGGCAGGUCUUCCAGCAAAUCGCACUGCGGUGGUGGGUAGUGAUGUGAAGUUUGUUUGUAAGGUCUUCAGUAACCCCCAGCCUCACAUCCAGUGGUUGAAGCAUAUUGAAAUCAACGGGAGUCAUUAUGGACCUGAUGGAUUACCAUAUGUUCGGGUGCUAAAGACUGUUUACGUUAACACCACAGACAAGGAAAUGGAGGUCCUGCUAAUAAAGAAAGUGACUUUUGAGGAUGCUGGGAAGUAUACCUGCUUGGCGGGGAACUCUUUUGGGAUUUCUUACCAUUCUGCAUGGUUGACUGUCUAUAAAGACCCAAAACCCAACACUUCCUGUUUCCCCAGUUCAAUGCCAAAACUGCCAGCAGAUCGCACUGUAGUGGUGGGUAGUGAUGUGGAGUUUGUGUGUAAGGUCUUCAGUAACCCCCAGCCCCAUAUCCAGUGGCUGAAGCAUAUUGAAAACCAUGGGAGUCGUUUUGGAUGUGAUGGUUUGCCAUUUGUUCGGGUGCUAAAGUCCACUGGGCCUAACACCACAGACAAGGAAAUGGAGGUCCUACAAAUAAAGAAUGUGACUUUAGAGGAUGCUGGGCAGUAUAGCUGCAUGGUGGGGAACUCCUAUAGGACAUUUUAUCAUUCUGCAUGGUUGACUGUCCAACAAGGUGUCUGAUGUAUGUUUAAAGUAUAGUCGAGCCCACUAUACUGGGUGAAGAAGCACUUAGCUAUUAGCAGACAUGGGCAGUAUUUUAAUUAUAUGUAUUUAAAAUAUGUAUUUAAUUACUUUAGCGUAUUUUGUCAUUUGUAUUUUGCAGGAUUGGAAAAACUCAAAUGUAGUUUGUAACAAAAUACUUUGAGGGAUUGUAUUUGAGUAUUUCAACUACUUAAAUACUUCUCAAAUAAGCCAAAAUGCCAUCACUCAAUUAAAUAUACUACCCACUAUAACCAUGACAAUAGGCAAUGCUUAUCAUAAAGCCAAAGGCCAAUCUUGGUGAAUCUGGUUUUAAGAAUAGGCUGGGUGCCUGGAGAUAUCCCUUGGGCAAUUCCCUAUAUUCAACUGUAAAGUUGACCUAAGCAUUUCAUAACCUUUUUUGGAAGAAAAGCAUGAAAUGUUUACCCAUUUUCCAUUUUUCUUGCUGUAGUAUGCCACAUUGUGACCAACUUAAAAGUGUUAGAUCCAACUUUCUUCUAUUAUGAUCCCCUCUGAACAUGUGUAAAGUUGAAAAAAAGUCAAUUGAGAGAGACAAAAUGGUCAACUUUAUCACCGUUCUGUAAGGACAACAUGGGUGUAAACCCAAUUUGUUUGUUUAUGUAAUUUUUUGUUUAUGUAAAUACCCUGUAGUAGAGAACUUAAAGCCCCUUUGAACCCCUUAAAACAUGUCAGGAAGUUGAAAGAAAUUAAAAAGUAACUAGGAGCUUGAAUUGUCAGGUGUGUUAAGUGCUACAAGACUAAAAUGUGAAAACGAUACAGAUAAGAUACUGAGGGAGAAUAUUAGGACCACGGCCUUCGACCCCAUGACCUUGAUUACCUAAUAGCUGAUGUUCAUUCUCACUACAGGACAGUAUUAAAACUUGGAUUUGACAAGAGGAUUUAUGUAAGGAGUAACAUCCGCUGUGGUGUCCUGAUAAUAUGCAGAAAUAACGGAGGAGACGGAGACAAAGACCUCCCGGAGUGGAAUUCUCUCCCAAGUUAAUUAAUUCCGUAUAUUGGGACACCUUAUAGGUUGUUAUUCUGUUUAUCCCCCAUGUUGCCAGUAGGCAUGCAUUUAUAGCACAACAAGGGAAAUGUAGUUCAGUUUAAAAAGAGGCCGACCUGUUCAAUUUGUUGUACUACUUUCAUUGGUUACGGAAAAUGAUGGUGGGAAGUUUGCUUUGUUACAGUUGAUUCCAUUGUUGCGAAGCCUGCUUGUCAGUUCAAUCAUUGUUUACAUUAAUAUGGGAUGGUGAUUAUAUUUGUUUACCAGAUCUACUUCAUAGGUGCCCCAAUGUACAGAAUUAAUAGCCCCCUGCCACCCAAUCAAAAAUAGUAUUUCUUGUCUCUUGGGGAUACAUUUUCAAUAAUAUUCCUUGUUAGUAUACCAUGAUUAUUGUGUGGGUAUUUUUGUAUUUCCAAAUUACUAAUUACUUGUAUUUUAAUUAAAUAAAUUUUAACAUCA